GAGAGUUGCGGCUGGAUCAAGUCCGCCACGGCGAAGUAGUUCGGGAUAUCUUCGUGAUAUAUUCCACAAAAAAAUUAUUAAUAUUAAACAGAAAGUGUAAUCAUGCAAUUAAACCAGGGAAAACGAUAAAAUAACUGCAUUUAUGGAAUGAUUAUCGCUGUUUUGUAAAUUAUUUCGAGCGAUGCGAAUCGAACUUAACCUAACCGGCCGGAACAUACGUAUGCGGCCACUCAAGAUAAGUCAUCGACAAAGAUUCUCGUUGGAACAGACUCGCUUGUGUUUUGCUGUGAGUUUGACGUACUGCGAUAUCUCGAAAUAUGGACGAACAAAAUUUCCUGUGAAACGUCAGAAGGAACGUCAAUUAGUCAGCUGAUUUACAAAUUAAAUUAAACGUUUUUCUUAAACCUGUUUUCUCAUUACAACGUGCCUACAUUGAGGAUACCAGCGAUCAAUUUCAAUCGUGGAUCACCGUUGCACUUUGACUCCGUCGGUGAAUUGGCUACAGCUGAACACCAAGGGAAGAUGGAGAUCCAGACGCCAUACCUGGACGCGCUCCAAGCGAUACCUGGCGACACACCAGGCGCAAAGUACAAAUGGAUAGCGAAAUUGUUGAAGGAACGGAUGUCGGAGUACAACAGUUUAGAGGAGGUGGUCGAGUCGGAGAAAAUUCCCCGGAUAUUGGUGCCCAUGGUACAAGUGCAGGCGGCGAAGUUCUUGCAUAAACGAGAUCCUACAAAUCAGGAUAACUAUGCAGCCAUAGCGGAAGCAUUGAAGUCCGAAGACUGGGAGGUUGUUGUGAAAGCGUUGCAAGCGAAGUGCUUCUUCGACGGUAGUAACAAAACGAUUACGAACGUCGAAUACUUCUUCAAUCAGUUGUUCCCGUAUGUCUCCAUGAAGGCCAGGAUACGCAUAAUCAAAUCCUUAUCGAUUUUCCUGCGAAACGAGCCGGCUCUCGCCGAAGCUUUCUUCACUGCCGUUACCUCAGCUUACGGCCUCAAGCAGGCUUUACCGUUGCUGGUAGUCUGCAGUGAGAACUUCGUAUAUCGUACGAUAGUGGAGAAGAGGAUCGAGCUGAGCCGGAAGCUCGUCGAGGUAAUCUUUCGCAAGAAUCCCGACUUGAUCGUGCGUUACUUCAAGCUGAGCAAUCCAAACCGGAGCUCUAACGACAGAAAGCUCCAUCAGGUAGACAUUUUAUACAUGGGCGACUUUCUAGCGGCCCUGGUCCACAAACGGCUGGACUCGUUCGUGGAACUGCUCGAGAUGCACGAAAAGAAUCCGCCGCCAGUGGAGUUCAACAAAAAGCAGCUCGAUUGUUUCUUGAAGAAUGGUAAAGAUCACCUGCUGCGGAAACCGAAACUAUUCAUAGACAUGAUACCGUUAGAGAUGAUCAGCGCAUCGCGGAUGAAGAUCAUGUUCCCGAAAUUGUUCCCCGAAACUGGCAAGUCGUUCAGCACAGAUCACAUGUUGAAUUAUUUGCAUUAUUAUCCGGAGGACGAGAAGGCCGAUCUCCUUAUCAAAUCGUAUCGCAACGUCUACGGUAAAAACAUUUUCGACGAUAUUCACAACGUGACGCCUGAUUUGUUGCGAUUACUGCCGGCCAACGAGCGUAUCAGACAAGCCAGAAUCAAGCUGGAGAAAGAUAUUGAGUCUGAUCCGCUGUCUUACAGGUACGCGUGGAGGUGUUACCUACCCGUCGAAGAGACGAUACCCGCGCUGAAAACGGAGAUCGCAAAUACCUCUGUUAUGGAGCACAGGGCAGGAUUGGUUUGUCAAAUGAUCUGCAAUUGCCGGGUGAAUAACGAUGAUCAAGCUUUAUUGGAGGUUUUGGUCUACAUCAGGGACAGACACAAGAACGAGCAAUCCUGGUUCUUGAUGAAGGUUUUUGAAGCUCUGCUAGACCUCUACGAUCUACCGCGGCUUAAGCCGGACAUCUGGGCGAUUCUAAUAGAUAUCGUGCUACGGGCACAUGUGAAGAACGAACUGACGUUUGGGAAUCACGUCGGUUUAGACAUCGUCGAGUCCGCGAUUUACUUUAGGAUCCUGAAUAGACAGCCGAUCGAUCAGGAGAUCGGCAUACUGGUGGAUUUGAAGAGUGAAAGGUGGAACAAGGAGUGGAAUAUAAUUAAGAACCAUCCCGAGUACGAGAGAGUGUGUAUGGAAGCUUGCCUGAACGUAGCUUAUCAGCGUUACUUAUCCAACAAGAAUCCUUGGAAGGACAAGAAAUCUGAGAUCUUACACGAUCUGGUUGUAUCCAUCUAUAGCUUUAAUGAUCGACAUGUGAAGGAGAAUAGGCGAGUGGAACGGAUGUCCAUCAAGAACUAUUCUUGGUUGUUGAAGGAGAUCGAGGCGAUGGUACUCGAGAACGCGGAAAGAAACUACUACAUCAUUCUGAGUAUCCGGCAAAUUCUAGAGAAACACGAGAAAGAUCUCUUCGAGCGUAUCUUCCCGAAAGAAAAGGAGAAUGUCUUGGAAAUCACCAUGGAAAAUGCAUACGUGACGCUGAAAAACAAUCCGGAGAGCAUUUUAUCCAGAUGGAAAGAAUACUUAUCCAACUGCCAGAAUAAUUGGCACAUGAGAAGCGCGAGGAGAUUCGUAAGAGCCUGCCGCUGGUACAAGGAGAUCCCGCUCAAGUUCCUGAAUCAAUGUCUUCAAGACUUAGCCAACAAGAAGGCAGGCCAGUGCCUGCCCAUCAUAGCGAUGCUUGUUCGUGGACCAACAUUGACCAAGAUCGUCGAUCCGCUAAUCCCCACGGAUCCGAUGCUCGACAUUCAUCACGAAGAAGCGAGGGAUCGGUACAACCUCCUCGGAUACGCAAUAUCUUGUCUCAAAUUCUCGAACCCACCAGUUCCUCUAACGUUAUUGUGUCGAUUGUGCGUGGGAGACUACUUGUCGAAGUCUUUGGGUGUCAUGAUAAACGUGUGCAGAAGCAGUCCGUUGAUAAACGUGAUCGCUUUCGCCCAGACGCUGGUCACCCAAAGGGUAUCCGUACGCAAACAUGGGAUCAGGAUAAUGCAUAUGACAGCGUCGCGGGAUCAAUUGUUCGACUUCCUUCUGUCGCAAUGGAAAAUCGAGGAACAUUAUUCUAUUCGGGAUGUUCUGUUCUCUAAAGUAUGGGAAUUGUUCUCCAGCGAGCCUGGGCCCGACACUUGGAUCUUGAUCAGCCAAGUGAUCGCCACAUUGACGGAAAAGGAUUCAUCGAAAAUCUCGGAAGUGAUCCAACUGAUUUCUAACGUCCCCGAUGAGUAUAUCCCGGACUUCGUGAAACUGACGCUGAUGCUAAUAGACAGACUCACACCAGAUUCGAACACGUACUAUCAGAAUUUAUCAUUCAAAAUCACUCCAAGUGUCAGCGAUCUUCUGCCCGAAGAACUGAACAAAGAGCUGUUGCGCAGGUUCUUUUUCAUCCCAGUGGAUAACAGGGUCAACGCAUCUACAUCAUUCGCUCUGAGAACGUACUUAGUAUGUUCUCAGGAAAAGUUCGAACACCGGAUGAAAAUCUUUACCGAUAUGUUAGUGGAGGCUGUGAAGUAUGGCUGGAACGUACCGCAUCCAAAGAAGCCGCGCUACUUUCCGACGAAUUAUGGUCUGCGAUGUUUCAUGUACCAACUGAUCUCAGGGAAUCUGGCUGUGAUUAAUGAGGAGCAGUUGCUGGAUGGGUUCAUGAACGCAUUCCUUUCCACGCUCUCGCCGCUAAUGGAUCCCACCUCGUACUUGUUGCUAGUUUACAGAAAGGAACAGGUGUCCGCGGAAACACCGACUGAUUUUGGGGUCAAGGUGGGCAAGAAACUGCCCCAGUUGAUUGAUCUGUUCUCGUCCCAAUUUCUUUACUUCAUUGGGGACGUCUUGGAUAAUCUUUUGAGCAGGAAAGAAUUCACGGGUUACGAAAAGGAGGACGCGAAAUUGAGCGUCAUCGAGGGACUCGUGAAGGUGGGAUCGGUGGAGGCCGAGCUGAUUGCAGCGAAACUGUUGCGACCAGUACACACUAAGGAUCUCGUGGAUCGAUUUGAUAGUUUAAUAAAGAAAUUCAAGGAGCAUUCUAGUCCAGCGAUCAAAAGCAUCGCGUGCGAUAUUAUCAAUCAGACGAGUAUGAGCGAUUUCAGUUUUGAAAAUUCGUAAAUUUUGAUUAUCAGAUGAUAACCGUUGUAUUAUAUAGAUUGAAACUGAUGAUUCACUUCCUUAUUUUGAUUGACUGUCAUAUACAUUAAGUUGAUAAAGUUUAGACUCUAACUUGAAAAACAAAUUCACGGAAAUGUUGGACAUUGCAGGUACUUUGUACAAAAAAAUUUACCCUUUUACAGUUGAAACUUCGUUUGAAAAAAAUUAUAAAGAUAUUCUAGUUAAAGAACGUAUGUAUUCAAAUGAAAUUUACUGAAAUGUAUUUUUCUACUAUAAAUAUGAUAUAUUUUCUGAAAAUUUAAAGAUGAUAUAUGUAUUAGAAUUGUGAAAAUUGUGAAACUAUAUACCUACCUAAAUGAGACUGUUUUUCUUUUGCAUU
Messenger RNA from Nomia melanderi (Alkali bee), 4495 nucleotides. RefSeq lists its product as uncharacterized. NCBI's taxonomy places the organism in Eukaryota, Metazoa, Arthropoda, Insecta, Hymenoptera, Halictidae. The record is from RefSeq and is a predicted model, not a curated record.